UUUUAGCCGUCAGCGCAGACGAACGCCGCAUUGCUGCCCAACACUGCCCAUUUGCUUGCGUGGGCGGGCGAUACUUUCCCACAACUGCCCGAAUAAUAAGUAGGCUCGGCAAAAUGUUUGACAAUGUCCAGUCAGCAUUAGUCCUGAUCCCCUUGCCAUGUCAGAACGUCGCGUAGUGCACGAGAUACCCGGGGAGUACCAGCCAGUACCCAGAGAACCGGAAGAGCCAACUCCUUUAACCACCUCCUGUUGCCGACGUCCCAACUGCGGUUUUCGGCUUCGGGAUGAGCGGAAAAUUUGUUCCUGCAAUCACGGCUACAUCAUACCAGUGUUUAUACUCUUCGUUCUGGUGAUGAUUGUGCUUCUGUUGCCUUGGGAGACCUAUCAUCGAAAUGAGAACGGAAACAGCCCUGUUCCGGUGGAGAAGCCGUUACCAUGCCAACUCGAACUGGUGGAGAGCUUGCCUUUGGGGUUGAACUACAGCCAAUGGCAAAGCCACCCCCAACUGAGGAGCACCUUUGAGUCCUGGCAGCUUUUACUAGGCAGGGCCAAGACCUCGCUGGACAUCGUUUCUCCGCAAUGGACACUGCGCGGCUUGGACGCCAACGACAGCAGCACCGGGCCUGGAGAUCAACUCUUUCAACAGCUACUGUCGAAUGGAGAUGCCGGCAGACCCAAGCUGCGCAUGCGGAUUGUGGUUAAUCGCAGCCAGGAUAGCCUGUGGCAUGCUGAUGCCCGUAUUUUGGCUAACUACGGAGCAGCCGAUGUAGUGGGCAUAAAUGAUCUGCACUCAAAACUCUGGCUAGUGGACGGGGAGCACUUCUACCUGGGCACAGCCAGCAUGGACUGGCGAUCGCUCACACAACGCAAGGAACUAGGUGUGCUGGCCAGGAAUUGUCCUCAUCUUGCUCAAGAUCUGGGCAAGAUCUUCCAGACCUAUUGGUACCUAGGCAACAAUGAAGUACCAGAGAACUGGCCGUGGAUGUACCACACGCACAUCAAUCAAAGAAGACCCCUUUUGCUAAACAUCAACAAAAAACAUACAAUGAGAGCUUAUUUAUCCAGCUCGCCACCUGAGUUGAUAGCCACUGGAAGGACCCGAGAGCUAGAUGCCAUUUUAGAUGCUAUAGACAAGGCAACUGAGGUUAUACACCUUUCCUUAAUGGAAUAUUCUCCUCGGUUAAGGCGCAGUAACAAAUUGGAAUACUGGCCGGUGAUAGACAAUGCCCUGCGUAGAGCUGCCUUGGAAAGGGGUGUGGCCAUUAAGGUGCUUAUUUCGUGGUGGAAGUAUUCCGAUCCCAGUGAGGAUCACUUCUUGAGGUCCCUGCAAGCGCUGAACAAAAUGACGGAGGAAGUGGACAUACAAAUGCGACGAUUUGUUGUGCCCACUACAGAUGAACUGGAGAGGAUUUCCGGCGGAAGGGUUAGCUGCAACUCGUACUUAGUCACCGAUAGUGUUGCCUUUAUUGGCACCUCCAGCUUAUCGGGAGAGCAUUUUACCUACUCAGCUGGCAUUGGAUUAGUCCUCCAGGAUAUGGACUACAACAAUAAUAGUCUCCGUACAGAUUUAAUGGCCAUUUUUCUACGAGAUUGGUUUAGUCCCUAUGCCCUGCCACUAAAACCAAUUUUGCGAAUUUGAAUUGCGCCUUUAAACCCGCCGG
This is a messenger RNA of Drosophila erecta, 1661 nucleotides long. Its product is annotated as phospholipase D3. The record is from RefSeq and is a predicted model, not a curated record. The transcript has 2 exons. Gene Ontology annotation, molecular function: catalytic activity. NCBI's taxonomy places the organism in Eukaryota, Metazoa, Arthropoda, Insecta, Diptera, Drosophilidae. Bases 158 to 1639 code for a protein of 493 amino acids.